UCAGCCCUCCGAUUUGCUCCGCGAGGGAUGUAUGCAAAGGCUCGUGGGCAGCGCCGGGGCGAGUGAGGCGGGUCCUGGGCGGGACCGGGCGGGCGCCGCGGAGAGGGAAGCGCAGCCUCGAGCGCGCCGCCGCCGCCGCUCCUGACCAUUCCGGCGAGGGGCUCCGUGCGCAAGAGGCUCCGGGGACCUGCGAGGAUCCGGCACCAACUCCGUCAGUCGCGUCUCUCUCUCUCAACACACGCACGCGAGCCGGGAAUCUAUUUAGCGCAAGCCAGGAAAAGAAAAAGUGGUUUCAUAGCAUUGGGAUUUUAAAAAGUAUUGUUUCGCUCCCCGAAACCGGAACCCCUGGGCACAUCUGUGCCACUUCAGGACUGAAUCCUUCAGUGGGUCGGUUUCAUAUCUUGGAUAUUACAUUUUGCAUCAGAAGAUAAUGGCAUUUCUAAGUCUCCAAGCGUUGAUUGGGUUGUUUGUUUUCUUUUGCACUGUAAAUGGAUCUUCGCUGCCGCAGGCCAGGGUGUUCUUAACAUUCAAUGAACUGCAGGAAACGAAGACCGCUCGGUUUUAUGCUCUUUCCCACCACCCCUUAGACUACAGGAUAUUGGUGAUGGAUGAAGAUCAGGACCGCAUCUACGUUGGCAGCAAAGAUCACAUUCUGUCUCUGAAUAUCAAUAAUAUAAGCCAGGACCCUCUGAGUAUAUUCUGGCCAGCAUCAACAACCAAAGUUGAUGAGUGCAGAAUGGCUGGCAAAGAUCCUACACAUGGUUGCGGCAACUUUGUUCGUGUGAUACAGACAUUCAACCGCACCCAUUUAUAUGUUUGUGGGAGUGGCGCGUUUAGCCCUGUAUGUGCAUAUCUCAACAGAGGGCGAAGGGCAGAGGAGCAAGUUUUCAAGAUCGAUUCCAAAUGUGAAUCUGGGAAGGGCCGCUGCUCUUUCAACCCUAAUGUGAAUACCGUCUCUGUUAUGAUCAAUGAAGAGCUAUUUUCAGGGAUGUACAUUGAUUUCAUGGGGACUGACGCUGCCAUUUUCCGCAGUUUAACCAGACGGAAUGCUGUGAGGACCGACCAACACAAUUCCAAAUGGCUGAGUGAGCCUGUGUUUGUGGAUGCCCACCUCAUCCCAGAUGGCAGUGACCCCAGUGAUGCUAAAGUAUACUUCUUUUUCAAGGAGAAACUGACGGACAACAGUGGCAGCACCAAGCAGAUCCACUCUAUGAUUGCUAGAAUAUGCCCGAAUGACACUGGUGGACAACGCAGCCUUGUGAACAAGUGGACAACUUAUUUGAAAGCAAGACUUGUGUGUUCGGUAAUGGAUGAUGAUGGCACAGAAACCUACUUUGAUGAAUUAGAGGAUGUGUUUCUGUUAGAAACAGAUAGCCCCAGGACAACGCUGAUAUAUGGCAUUUUUACAACAUCCAGCUCUGUAUUUAAAGGUUCAGCAGUCUGUGUGUAUCACUUGUCUGAUAUCCAGAGAGUGUUCAAUGGGCCGUUCGCACACAAGGAAGGUCCAAACCACCAGCUGAUUCCUUAUCAGGGAAGAAUUCCUUAUCCACGACCUGGGACUUGUCCCGGAGGAGCCUUCACACCCAACAUACGAACCACCAAGGAGUUUCCAGAUGAUGUGGUCACCUUCAUCAGGAACCAUCCCUUGAUGUUUAAUCCCAUCUACCCAGUCCAUAAGAGGCCGUUAGUCAUCCGCACAGGCACAGACUACAAAUAUACAAAGAUUGCUGUCGAUCGUGUCAAUGCGGCAGAUGGAAAAUACCAUGUCUUGUUUCUUGGAACAGACCAGGGUACAGUACAGAAGGUCGUAGUCCUGCCCACUAACUCCUCUGCAACUGGAGAACUCAUCUUAGAAGAACUGGAAGUAUUUAAGAAUAACGUUCCUAUAACAACAAUGGCCAUUUCAUCUAAAAAGCAACAGUUGUAUGUGAGCUCGGACGAAGGGGUCACCCAGGUUUCCUUGCACCGCUGUCAUAUUUAUGGGACGGCCUGUGCCGACUGCUGCCUCGCCAGAGACCCUUACUGUGCUUGGGAUGGCAAUUCCUGCUCCAGGUUCUACCCAACAGGGAAAAGGAGAAGCCGAAGACAAGAUGUGAAGCAUGGAAACCCUAUGACUCAAUGCCGAGGAUUUAACCUAAAAGCUUACCGCAAUGCAGCAGAGGUAAUUCAGUACGGUGUAAAGAAUAACACCACCUUCCUUGAGUGUACGCCAAAAUCGCCGCAGGCCUCCGUUAAAUGGCUCUUGCAGAAGGACAACGACAGAAGGAAAGAGGUCAAACUUAAUGAAAGAAUAAUAUCAACCGAACAAGGGCUCUUGAUUCGCUCUGUCCAGGAUGCUGACCGAGGGCUUUAUCACUGCAUUGCGACGGAAAAUGGCUUCAAGCAAACGAUAGCAAAGGUGAACUUCAAGGUGUUAGAUUCAGACACGGUGGCCUUCAUGACUGAAAAGUGGUCCCCGUGGACCUGGGCUAGUUCACUCCAGGCUCUGCCGUUCCAUCCCAAGGACUUGGCAGGAGCCUUCAGCCACUCAGAACUGCAGAUGAUUAAUCAAUAUUGCAAAGACACGAGGCAACUUGGCCAGCAGGCCGAAGAUUCCCAGAAGAUGAGAGGGGAUUAUGGCAAGUUGAAGGCUCUCAUCAACAGCAGGAAAAGCAGGAACCGAAGAAAUCAAUUGCCUGGAUCCUAAGGUUUUGACUGGGAGCAUCAAACUUUUUUUCCAUACCCUCCCUCAAGGGAUUUUGGGGUGUUUUUUGUGGGGGGUGGGGUGUUUGUUUUCCUGCUGAGAGCAUAGACAAAACAUUAGCAAAGCAAGCCCGAAAAAAGAUAAAAGAUCAUGAAAUGCAACCCAUAUAAGCUAAAGAGGAGGGCAGGCGGGAAACCUCAAAUCCAAAGAGAUUUAUUUGUGAAGUGCCCACUGACGCCAGAUAGAUCCUUAACUUUAACAGUACACCAGAUUGUUUGCCUUAACCCACUUUCUUGCAUGACGUUUAGCUGCCAUCUUUCUUUUCCUGAGAAGGGACACAGAAGCAGACACACCAGAUCUCAAACUUGGUGGCAAAGAGUUUGGGUUAAGAGGGAUGUACUAAGUGUUGUACAAAGAGCUCUUCCAUAUAUGUCUCUGUUUAUGGUACAUUGCAUUGAAAAGCUCUGAAGCAAGCACUUCAAGGUCCGUUUCUCAUCUUGGUAUUGAAAACACAGCUCAGGGCUUCUCCAAUGUAACGUGGGAGUGGUAAUGAUUAUAUCUCAUUCCCUCUUAGUGGGGUUCAUUACAUGUACAGCUCGCUCCCAGUCUUUUUUGACAUGGUAAACUCUCUGUCAUGUGACUCUAUUGCUUUUAAAUAUAUAUUUUUCUUCCUUAUAAAGCGUCAGUGCAGCUUACCUUUGGAUUCCCAGUCCAGGGACAGAAGUGCUAAGGUUUCAGGAGUCAAACUGUGCUAUGUGUUAUUUGAUCCUUAUGUAGCCAGUUAAUUGUAGGCAAUGAAUAUACCUAUGAAUGCAAGAAGAGAGCACUGGCAGCUACUAUACCUUUUAAAACCAGGAUAAAAUCACAUGGGCUGAAGAGUCAGGUGAUGCUGAGCUGCUACUAGUAGUCCUGUGCCCUUUGAUAUUUCGAUUUUUGUGGGGGAAUCUGCCCUGGGGAACCAGCAAAGGUGGGUGCAGGUGGGCAAAAGGACCAAAGUUAAGCACUUUUGAGGCUGCAAUCCACACCUACCUGGGAGCAGGGGUGGGGGAGGAACUCGAUUCCGUUUGCAUUGAAAGGAGAAGCUACCUAAUUCACACUUUCAGAAGCCAUACACAGGAAUCAUUCAAAGUUUGCACUUCUCACAAUUUUGCAAUGCAGUUCUACAACCAAGUAAUGCAUACAAAUGCAUAAAUUCACCCAUUCCUACCUGAGAUUUAGUCCUAUUGAACUCAGUGGAGCUGUGUUUUGGCAAUGUUGUAAUUUUGAUGACUCCAGCCGACUUGGAGAUUGAACACAUUAAAACAGGGGAGGGCAGACUUCAGAUUUGUGGGAUCUACCUUAUUUUUUUUUACUGGAACACUGAGACUCACCAAGUGGGAUCCAGAGGUAAAGGAUUAGAGUUAAAAGAGCCCAGGGAUUUGUUCUGAGUAACAGAACUGAACAGAGCUCACAGUCUUCCCAUUCAAAAAUUCACUUGGGGACACUUCCUUUUAUUCAUGUCAGCAGUAUAAUUUCAAGAGGAAAGUCGUUUUGUUGUUGUCAUUGUUGUUAAAGCAACUGAGUGUCAGAAAUCCUUGCUGAUCUGCUUCAAAUCACCCACUGAUCCACCAUCUGCCCACCCCUGUAUCAAAACACACCCACCCCACCCCCUUUGUGUAUUCGAAUGAGGGGUGAGACAAUUUUGAAGUUGAAAACUUCUAUGAAACUUCAUAGAAUUUACAGCCUCCGUUAGGUAAGCAUAUUUGUUUAAGACCACCACCAUUCUGCCACCAUUUUAGACUCUUCCCUUCUACCUUCAAGUAACUUCUGUCAACCAAAGGUUUUGCUCUUCUCCCAGUGAUCUUGAAGAAACCACUUCUGCCAGACUUCCGGUCAUCACAGCUCCUCCAUGCAUUCCAGCCUUAGACAUGACACCCAAAUUGUCAAUUGGAAAGCACGGGAGAUGCAUCUCAUGAGAUGCUAUUGAAAACAGAAUCCACAUUGUGAGUUGUCCUCCUUUCCCUUGCAACAUUUAGGAACACUAAACCAUAGCAUGAUGGGAUCAUGGUGUGUGUGGGGGGGUGGGGGGAGGUGGGUGUAAAACUAUAUAAUGUCACAGAGACAUCCAAGUUACAAAACCAAAAUAUUUUGGGCCUUCACACAAUAAAGCUACCUCCUGUAGUCUGAACGCUGUUCUUUUAUAGCUCCUAUAUUCUGAGUGCUGCACUUACUCGUUUGGCUUUUUCCUUCUUCUACCAAGCACAUUCAAAGUACAGUUGAUAUAACAUUUAAUCUCAUUUAUAAUGUUGUAAUUGCUUCCAGAUGAAGGACGGCAGCUGAUAAGCUUUCAAGGGCACAAUUUAUUUCUCUUAACAGCCAAGUGUGGUUGUAUCUGACUAGGCGCCCCUUCGGCCUGAGGAAUGACAACAGUUAACAUGCUUUAUUAAAAAACAAAAUGUUGGCAAUAUGUGUGGUUCGGUUAAUAAAAUCAGUAGAGCUUUCUUUUCCAUAAUAAUAUUUUUAAAGCUGCUUUAUAUAUAGUGACAAUGGUAUGACUGUUUAAGGGAUAAAACUUAAACAUUUUCCCCCCACACACCUGCUGCAUGAAAAUGUAUGUAUCUAGAUAAAGACCUUUUAUUGAUUUGUAGCCACUCCAGCCUUCCAUGCUGCAACAGAUCUCCAGAUGGCAAUAAUGUGUCUAAGGCUUUGUUCAUCCAUUAUGCUUACAGUAGCCUGUGGAGCAGAGCAACUCCAGGGUCAUGGAAAUAUACCAAAUGCCCUGCUUGGAAGCCAGUCUUGUGCUCAUGCUAGCUUCCUUCACCAUCUUGUACAAGGCAAGGCCUGCUUGCUUGGCUCAAAUCUUGUAACAUGUUUAUCCUUUUUUUUCUCAGAGAUAGAUAGCAGGAGUGAGUCUUAUAUGUACCUAUGGUAGGUAACCCAAGGUAUGGGAAUGGCCGCAACCCAUUCAUAAUUUGGGUUGCCUUUCCCUGCACCUUUCCCAGCUCUACAAGAUCUCAUUUGAGAUGUGGUGACCAGAACUGUAUAUAGUAUUCCAAGUGUUGUCACACAAUGCAUAGAUAUGUAUAAAGGUAUUACAAUAUUGCCGGUUUGAUUUGUAAUCCUUUUCCUAACGAUUCCAAACACGGAAUCCACAGCUGCGGCACACUGGGUAAGUCUUUUCAAUUAAGCUGCCAACCACGAUCCCAUCAGUGGAUAUGUGGAAUUAGGGUUUUUGGGUCCAGUGUGCAUGGCAUUGCCCUACAUUUGCCAUUUCAUUGCCCAUUUGCUUAGCUUGGAGAGAUCAUUCUGGGACUCUUCACAACCUGCUUUUGUUUUGACCACUCUGAAUAAGUUGAUGCCAAUGAAAAAAAAAAUGGUCGCCUGACUGUUCAUCCCUCACUCCAGAUCAUUUAUGAACAAGUCUAAAAAGCUAGCGGAGGAUUUCCUACAUCCCUUUAUUAUGGGAACUGACCGUUUUCUUGCUCUCUGCUUCCUCUUCUUUAACAAGUUACCAUCAACACAUGCCAAAUGGAAAGAAAACCAGAUCUUUUCUUUUUGUUCUAUUCCUAGCGAGUGUGUACACCAUCCCACAAAGAUGCUUCAAACUGGAGUCCCAUUGGAAGCAAUUGAACUGAACUCACGUGAUAAUUAAUUUGUCAUUGUUCUCAUUUUGAAUUAAGGGCAAGAAACCUUAGGAAUAUUUGGCCUUUUCUGACCUGCGACCCUACCACCAGGUUUACCUCCGAAUACAGUUGCUAAAAUGUGAUGAACAAACCUAUUUUUUACAUGUACAGGGUAGUUUCCAUUAGGGUUUUUACAUGCUCAGAGUUUAUCCCCAUAUACGAACAUGAACACUUAUGUUUAUAAUAUUGGUUGGUUGUUUGGUUUGUUUGUUGCUAUUUAAUGUCUUCCUAUUUUGAGGAUACUGACAAAAGGGUUGUAUCCAAUGGAUUAUAUGACUUCCCCCUCCUCUUCUCUUCCUGAACACACCCAAAAUCUUCUCUAUCGGGGGUGGGGGUGGGGGUGGGUGUAUGCAACUGUUUGGAACAGAUUUUGAAGGUGUGAAGGGGUCUUCAGGGAAGGGGAAAUUCUGUUGUGCAAGUGGAACUCUGCUGCAUGAACAGAAAAGAGGCAUUGGAAACAACCCCCUGUAUAUAUUUGCAUUUGUUUUUUUAAAAAAAAAAUUAAUGCCAUCUUCUGGUCAUAACUUUGCCAAAUGUAAAGAAAGUCAAUACUAUUCAUCAGUGUGUACGAAAUUUGUUUUAUGACGCCUUUGUUGUCGUUUGUAAAGUUGGAUUGAAAUCUUCAUUCAACCAUGUGUUCUUUGUGAUGAUUGCAACUGUAGAUAUGUGUAUUUCAUUUUUUAAAAAAUAACAACAACCCUUUUCCCCACCAAGUAUGGUAAUGUGUACAAAUUUAGCAUGAUGAAACCCAUUACGGUGAAUACUCAGUAGCCCUUGGAUUAAAAAUAAAAGUAACACAAUACUAUUUAACUGGAUAUCCCAAAUGUUAUUUGCCUGAAAAAUAAAGGGUGUUCGAUCAA
Molecule: messenger RNA, 7205 nt
Organism: Zootoca vivipara (common lizard)
Lineage: Eukaryota; Metazoa; Chordata; Lepidosauria; Squamata; Lacertidae
Gene: SEMA3C
Product: semaphorin 3C
Biological process (GO): negative chemotaxis; axon guidance; semaphorin-plexin signaling pathway
Cellular component (GO): plasma membrane
Molecular function (GO): semaphorin receptor binding; chemorepellent activity
Source: RefSeq, a predicted model, not a curated record